Messenger RNA from Hipposideros armiger (great roundleaf bat), 1290 nucleotides. It is a transcript of the gene NOL7, whose product is annotated as nucleolar protein 7. The coding region runs from base 421 to 1188 and encodes 255 amino acids. Gene Ontology annotation, molecular function: RNA binding. Lineage: Eukaryota; Metazoa; Chordata; Mammalia; Chiroptera; Hipposideridae. The transcript has 8 exons. The record is from RefSeq and is a predicted model, not a curated record. Gene Ontology annotation, cellular component: nucleolus; nucleus.
UUCACCGAGUUUCUGGGCACCGGAUGGUGUGACCCGCGUCAGCCCGCCUCGAGGAUCGCGGGGACCCAGCCAAUCCCUCUCUCAGCAUCCCAGCCGAGAAGGCAGUACGAUAGCUGUUCCCUGCCUGGAGACAAGCCCCUUCCCGCCUCGCUCUCCCAGCUGGUGUUCUGCAGCUGCAAGCCGGCAGGAAUCCAGCGGCCUCCGCGAGGAAACGCCCCCAGGCUUCCCUUAGGCCACGCCCUCCCCGUCCUGCGCGUGCGCCUCCACUAGUCUGGGCCACCUCUCGCUUGCCGUUUCUCAGUGGGGCCUCCGAACCUGCAGGGGGCGAUUACACCAGCGUCGCUUACUGUUUACGUCACCCUAGGCUUGCGUGGGGCUGCUUCCAGGUCAGAGGUCAGACGGUCCAGCGCGGCGUGGGCCAUGGUGCAGCUUCGGCCGCGCGCGUCCCGCACCCCGGCGUCGGCGUCGGCGAUGGUGGACGAGGGCCAGCCCACCUCGGAGGAGGAGGCGGAGCACGGCCUGUUGCUCGGGCAGCCCAGCAGCGGCGCGGCUGCUGAGCCGCUGGAGGAAGACGAUGAAGGGGAUGAGGAAUUGGACGACGAGGCUCCGGAGGAGCUCACUUUCGCCAGCGCCCAGGCGGAAGCUAGAGAAGAGGAGCGGCGGGUUCGGGAGACGGCGCGCAGGGAUAAAACACUUUUGAAAGAGAAGAGGAAGCGACGCGAGGAGCUGUUCAUCGAACAAAAGAAAAGGAAGCUCCUGCCGGAUUCUAUUCUAGAGAAGUUAACUACAGCUCCACAGACAAACAUAAAGAAAUCACCAGGAAAGUUAAAAGAAGUUAAUAUACAGAAGAAAAAUGAAGAAUGUGAAAAAGGAAGUGAUUCCAAGAAAGCUAAAGUACAAAAAGUGCAGUCUGUCGGCCAGAAUAAAAGCUACUUGGCUCUAAGGCUAAAAGAUCAAGAUCUGAGAGAUUCAAGGCAGCAAGCAGCCAAAGCCUUCAUACAAAAGUCUUUAUAUGGUCCAGGAACCAACAGAACUACAGUAAAUAAGUUCCUGUCUCUUGACAACAAGAGGUUACCAGUGAAAAAGGCUGCAGCCCAGUUUUUGAAUAGUGGUUGGGGAACCCAGAAAAAACAAAAUGCUAAGAGGUUUAAAAAACGGUGGAUGGUCAGAAAGAUGAAAAACUUCUAAGUAAAUGAAAGCUAAAUGAAGAACAGGAACUUUGCAUGUACAGAAGUUACAGUUUGGAAAAUUGAUUUGUCUUAAAAAAUCUAAUAAAUCAUUUAUAAAUCA